GCCAGGGUCACGUACGCUCACUCAAUGGUCUUAACGUACUACUACCUAUUACUACUACUACCAUCUCCACCGCUACUCUUCUUCUUCUUUGUCGUCGUGGUCGUCGUCAACGUUGAGUCGGUCGAUGUAUUAGGAUGUCGAGCAGGAACAACUCUCGGUUUUCUACUCUCAAAGUAUUCAAAUUUAACAAGGAAAGACCGCCGCCUCCUCCUCCUCCCAAGGACGACCAAUACUUCCAACAAGGAUUACAAGUACAAGGAGGUCCUUAUGGUUCAAGUAAAUCGCUUUACAACCCGAGCGUAACUUCUUUGUCUCCUCCUGCCGACCUACUACCAUCACUACCAACAACGCCUGACUAUAACCGGGCUUCACCUGAGUCCGCUCCUUCAGUUCGUUCUUUUGGUCCUGCAAUGUCUAUAGAGAGCGAGAAAUCAAAGCGAAGCUUAUUCAAGUUUUCGUCAAUGGGCAAGCGUAAUAGGUCAACACGGAAUCUCAUGGAAACAGAAGAUCCCGAGCCUCCUCAAGAGGACGAGAGCAUUUCUAGGCCUUGGAAUUUCCAGCAUCAUAUUCAUGUUGAUGAGGGAUUCAUAGGACUUCCUCCUUCAUGGUCUAAUGCCCUUUCCCAAGCUGGUUUCACCGAAGACGAAAUCGCAGCAAUUCACGCCCGCCGCAUAGCUACUCGUAGAAAUCCAAAUACAUCCCGUCCUGAUUCACCACUCUCCAUUCUUCACCACCCAGCACCCCGAAGUUCAUCCCUUGCAGCCUGCUCAUCAAACGCAACGCUCAUAGCAAGUGCCUACAUCAACGCUCCAUCACCAACCUCCUUCAACUUCCCCCCAUCUCGCGAAUCCUCAUUCACCGCCACAUCCUCCUCACACUCGCACUCUGCUCUCGAACGAGACACAGUAGACACACAGUACGUAUUCGUCAACGGUACAGGGCACGAAAGCAUGAUUGACCCAUACCCCCUCGAUACCCAAUCCGUAUCCACACACCACAGCAGCUCCAAUCACACAAAUGCACCUCAAAUCGCUCGUGUUCAAUCUGAGGCUCCUCCUCGGACUAACUCAGGCCACACCCCGAGCCCCCUAGUGUAUUCUCACAGCUUGCCUUUGAGCAAUCAUCCUCUCGAUAUGCAUAGCAUACGUAGUGCUUCCCCACGCACGCCUCCGAGGAGAAUGUUCCAUGUUGCCAAUGCGGACGAGUCGCCGCCUCCUGCUUAUCACUCUCCAGUCCGUACCUCUUUUCUUCGGGAUAAACCUGGAUUCCCAUCAGAUGAGUCUGGAAGUGGGAUAGACAAAGAGUCUGGACAACUAAAGAAGAAAGAACGGGAUAUGGAUUCGAUCUUGGAUAUCUCAGCAACAGCGGACACCACCUCUUCGUCGCUCCGUACAGACGCAGUCGUGGAUCUUUCACUUCCGGAUGUUGAUCCUGCACUGCUGAAUAGGCACUUGAGCCCGACGCCCCCACUGGUCAUUGAUAAGAGGCUAACGAAAGUGGGUGCGUUGCCUCCGAGGCUUAGUUUUCACUUGAGCUCGGAUUUGGGGGAUUGGGGGGGCUGGGUUGCUUAGUGGUAUGGAAGACGAGAGUGGAAAUGAGAAUGGGAGUAGGAGUAGACUUGAAGACCGACUAGGACUCUCAAAACCAGGGAGAUUCGUCGAGUCGAAGCGGAAGAACUCCUCAGUAAAUAGAGGGGAAGGCAGCAGCAACUCGCUCCUCCCUGGAUUCUCAUUCCCUUCUUCCUCCCGACUAUCACCAUUACCAUCGCUAUCACUGUCCCCAUCGACAUCAACAUCACGCUCUCCAUCAACUUCAUCUCGUCCAUCAACACCAUCAUCUUCAAAAUCGCACUCUCCUAUCACUUCAACAGCUACAUCGACGCCGUCUACCUCCCCUUCUCCUUCUGCCCCUUCACAUUCUCCUGAAUCAACGCAGCUGACU
Molecule: messenger RNA, 1941 nt
Organism: Suillus bovinus
Lineage: Eukaryota; Fungi; Basidiomycota; Agaricomycetes; Boletales; Suillaceae
Exons: 3
Coding region: 135-1571 (478 amino acids)
Source: RefSeq, a predicted model, not a curated record